Neopelma chrysocephalum (saffron-crested tyrant-manakin) is the source of this 780-nucleotide messenger RNA. Its product is annotated as procollagen galactosyltransferase 1-like. Lineage: Eukaryota; Metazoa; Chordata; Aves; Passeriformes; Pipridae. The record is from RefSeq and is a predicted model, not a curated record. Bases 72 to 569 code for a protein of 165 amino acids. The transcript is spliced from 3 exons. Gene Ontology annotation, molecular function: procollagen galactosyltransferase activity.
GCUAUUACCGCCGCACCCCCGCGUACCUGCCCCUGCGGCGGCGGGAGCGCCGCGGCUGCUUCGCGGUGCCGAUGGUGCACUCGACGUUCCUGCUGGAUCUGCGCCGGGAGCGCUCGGGGGCUCUCGCCUUCCACCCGCCCCCCCCCGGCUACGGCGGCGCCUUCGACGACAUCAUCGUGUUCGCCUUCGCCUGCCGGCACGCGGGGGUGCAGAUGUUCGUCAGUAACCGGGAGGUGUUCGGGUUCCUGCCAGUCCCGCUGCGCUCCCACAGCUCCCUGCGGGAUGAGGCCGACAACUUCCUGCACGUCCAGCUGGAGAUCAUGGUGAAGCUGCCUCCGGCCGAGCCCUCCCCCCACGUGUGGGUGCCCCCCAAGGUCCCCGACAAGAUGGGCUUUGAUGAGGUGAGUGUGGCAUUCCCUCGGGAUUUUGGGAUGGGAUCCCUCUUCCCUUUCGGAUUUGGGGUCAUUUUUCCCCCUUCCCUUCCGAAUUUUGGCUUGUUUUCCCACUUUUCUGCUGGAUGUUGCUCCCCUCCCCUUUGGAUUCCAGUUGGAUUACUGGAUUUUGGGUGAUUUUCCCACUUUUCCUCUGGAUUGGUUGAUCUUACCCCCUCCUCUGGAUUUCGGGUGGAUUAUCCCUCUCUCCUCUGGAUUUCGGGUGGAUUAUCCCACUCCCCUCCUGACUUUGGGUGGUUUAUCCCAUUCCCCUGUGGAUUCCGGGUGGAUUCUCCCAUUCCCAUUGGGAUUUGGGUGGAUAUUCCCAAAUUCCCCCUCUCCCAGGUGU